Ceutorhynchus assimilis (cabbage seed weevil) is the source of this 867-nucleotide messenger RNA. The record is from the annotation of a GenBank genome assembly. Lineage: Eukaryota; Metazoa; Arthropoda; Insecta; Coleoptera; Curculionidae.
GCGUUUCAUUGGAUGUACUUAGAUAUUUGUGCGAGAGUUUUGAUUAUUUCAAAUUGCAAAUAUUUAAAUUAGAAAUAUGGAUGAGACCAGUUCCUACUCAAUGUAUUACUUCACAACCACCACCAUUGGUAUAAUAUCGGUAGUCCUAAAUCUCCUUUGGGUUGUCAAAGAUCUUGGUGGUUUUGCCUGGAGCUCAAAGACAUCACAAUUUAACUGGCAUCCAUUUUUGAUGUUAUUCAGUUUUGUGUUCAUAUACUCACAGUCAAUUUUAGUAUAUCGAACAGGAAAACGUCACAUGUCUAAGCCUAACCUGAAAUAUCUCCAUGCUUUCCUACAUGUAGUUUCAUUUAUUUGCGCUGUAAUUGGUUUACAUGCAGCUUUUGAAUCGAAUGUGAAAGGCGAAAGAGAAAAUUUGCAUUCAUUACAUUCGUGGAUUGGAAUAAUCACUGUAAUUAUUUUUGCAGUACAGCUCUUGUGUGGAUUAUCUGCCUACCUAUUUCCAGUAUUGGAAAGCAAUGCGAAAGCUUUAUUUUUUCCACACCACGUAUUUUAUGGUACCAUGGCUUUUGUAUUGGCAAUUAUAACUACUAUAUCUGGUGUAACUGAAAUGACGAUGCUUGUGCCCAAUUAUUCAACCCUUCCGUCAGUAGCCUAUCUAAUAAACAUAAUGGGAAUUACUAUAGUUAUGCAUGGAGUCCUUACGCUUUAUCUGCUGUUCAAACCAGAAUUUGGAACCCUUCCGUUGGCGAAUAACUAACGAAAUAAUAAUAGAGGUGCAAUAAAACCAGAUGAUAUUUCUAGUCUUUUCAAAAAAUAUUCAUUUUCUGCUGAAACCUGGCAUAAACUUAGAUACAAUCAAUAAAAUCG